CUCCCACCGGCAUCAGCCUAUUUAUACUGUGAGAAACGUGCGCGGUGGAAACGGGACGCGGCUGGGAGAGAUCGAGGCACAGCGCGUGUCAGCUCUGGUCCAGGGUGCAGCCAUGCCUCUUCUUGAAGAGACCGCUCUGCCACAAGAUCACCCACACACUAUUCCUGUGGUCAUCAUAGGCAAUGGACCAUCAGGCAUUUGUUUGUCCUAUCUGUUGAGUGGAUACAAGCCCUAUCUCGACGCAGCAACUGUCCACCCAAACCCAAUACUAUACAGGAAACUGCAGCAGACCAAGCAUCUCCCCAUCACAGAACAGGACCUGGAAUAUCUGAGUGAAGGUCUUGAGGGGCGGUCAAGGAACCCUGUGGCUGUGCUGUUUGAUACACUCCUGCAUCCCAAUGCUGACUUUGGCUAUGAGUUUCCGUCUAUCCUUCAGUGGAGGAGGGACAAACAGCAGCACGUCCCACAUGUGGUGCUGGGGAGGGCGACACCUGGGGGUGUCUGGCAUGCGAUGCAAGGCUCCAUGCUGACUAUUAGUCUUGGCAUCUGGAUGGAGCUUCCUGGGGUUAACUACAGAGAUAUUAUCAAUGGGAAACGCAGGGAUGUAACCAGUGACAGAGCCACCCCAGAGGAGAUAUCAUCCUAUUACCGUAACUAUGUGAAGUUAAAGGGCCUCCAAAAGAAUUUUGUUGAUGACACCUAUGUAACCUCAGUGCAGAAACUCUGCAGGGAACAUGAGGGGGAUGGUCUGGAAAAUGAGCACGCUGAUCAAGGAGAUGGAGUAGUGGGUGAUAGUGGGAACAAAGCAUUUGAAGGAAAUGUAGGGGCUCUUUGGGAAAUAAGGGGAUACCAGCAACUGCAAAAUGACACCCAUAUUCCAUUCUCUCUGUUUGCUGAGAAUGUUGUUUUGGCUACUGGUGCAUCUGACUCACAAGUUCGAUUGGGUGUAGAGGGAGAGCAACUACCAUUCGUAUUCCAUAGUGUUUCAGACUUAGGAUUGGCUGUAAGCCAGAAGAAACAAGAACUGAACUGUGAUCCAGUUUUAAUUGUAGGUGCUGGUUUAAGUGCUGCAGAUGCAGUUCUAUGUGCUUACAACAGCAACAUUACUGUGCUGCAUGUCUUUCGGAAAACUCUAGAUGACCCUGACCUCAUCUUCAAACAGCUGCCCAAGACCCUUUACCCAGAAUACCACAAAGUCUACAACAUGAUGUCCUCGCAGACCUAUACAAAUGUGCCUCCUUCCGCUGUGUCUACUAGACUACAGGCAGCUAGUAUUGCUUCUUCAAUGUGUGCAAAGAUUUGUCCAAAACCCCAACUUGCCACAGGUACCUUGGAUGGUAAUGCCAGUGUCAGCCUGUUUCCUGACUACACCAGUUUCCCUGAGCACUGUGUAGUAUCCUUCCAGUCUGACAUGAAAUGCUUGUUGCAGGGCAACAACUCCCUCAAGGCAUUUAAGAUCUCCAUGGCUCUGGUUCUCAUUGGCACCAACCCUGACUUGUUUUUUCUAAAGGGCCAUGGCCAAUACCUGGGCCUGGAUCCAGCAAAGCCCAUCUCCUGCAAGCAGAACCCCAUUGACAUCGACCCAUACACUUUUGAGUGUACUAGGGAACCAGGUCUGUUUGCUAUGGGCCCACUGGUGGGAGACAACUUUGUUCGCUUUUUGAAGGGCGGAGCUCUCGGCAUUGCCUCCUGCUUGUUGAAGAGACUGGAAAAGAAACGGAAGCUCAUCAGCAACGGAGGGAAUAGCUUCAUUUGAAAAGCUGGAAAAUGAAAUGGUACACAUUGGCAGUAA
Molecule: messenger RNA, 1792 nt
Organism: Thalassophryne amazonica
Lineage: Eukaryota; Metazoa; Chordata; Actinopteri; Batrachoidiformes; Batrachoididae
Gene: osgin2
Product: oxidative stress induced growth inhibitor family member 2
Exons: 6
Coding region: 113-1756 (547 amino acids)
Source: RefSeq, a predicted model, not a curated record